Messenger RNA from Opisthorchis viverrini, 4344 nucleotides. RefSeq lists its product as hypothetical. The transcript is spliced from 13 exons. The coding region runs from base 1 to 3681 and encodes 1226 amino acids. The record is from RefSeq and is a predicted model, not a curated record. Gene Ontology annotation, biological process: mRNA splicing, via spliceosome. Gene Ontology annotation, cellular component: nucleus; U2 snRNP. Gene Ontology annotation, molecular function: U2 snRNA binding; protein binding. Lineage: Eukaryota; Metazoa; Platyhelminthes; Trematoda; Opisthorchiida; Opisthorchiidae.
AUGUAUCUCUACAACAUCACCUUGCAACGGGCUUCUGGGAUAACGCACGCGGUUCAUGGAAAUUUUUCUGGCACCAAGCAACAGGAAAUCGCCGUUGCAAGGGGGAAGAUUAUCGAGCUUCUAAGACCAGAUCCCAAUUCUGGUAAGGUGUAUACGCUUCUUACGUGCGAAGCCUUCGGCAUAAUCCGUUCGUUUAUGCCUUUUCGGCUUACGGGGAGCAGCAAAGAUUAUCUCAUUGUUGGUUCGGAUUCCGGCCGUGUCGUUGUCCUUGAAUACGUACCCUCCAAAAAUGCCUUUGAGAAGCUCCAGCAGGAAACCUUCGGAAAGAGCGGCUGUCGAAGGAUUGUUCCGGGACAGUACCUUGCUGUUAAUCCAAAGGGCAGGGCCUUCAUGAUCGGCGCUGUCGAAAAGCAGAAACUAGUGUAUAUCAUGAACAGGGAUUCCCAAGCUAGACUCACUAUCUCUUCCCCCCUAGAAGCUCACAAAUCCAACACUCUCGUUUAUCAUAUGGUUGGGGUUGACGUUGGAUUUGAAAACCCUCUGUUCGCUUGCAUCGAAAUGGACUACGAGGAUGCAGAUCAGGAUUCUACGGGCGAAGCUGCCAGGGGCGCCAAUCAGCUCUUAACCUAUUAUGAAUUGGACCUUGGUCUGAACCACGUGGUUCGUAAGUAUUCCGAACCGCUAGAGGAGCAUGCAAACUUCCUUAUCGCGGUCCCUGGCGGUAACGAGGGUCCAUCUGGUAUAUUGAUUUGUUCUGAAAAUUACAUCACCUAUAAGAAUUUUGGUGACCAGCCCGAUAUUCGCUGUCCCAUCCCACAAAGAAGAAACAAUUUGGAUGAUCCAGAUCGGGGUAUUCUGUUUGUUUGCAGCGCGUCACACAAGACAAAGAAUUUAUUCUUCUUUUUAGCUCAAACAGAGCAGGGUGACAUAUUCAAGAUAAACUUAGAGGUUGACGAUGACAUGGUGACCGAAAUCAAACUCAAGUAUUUCGACACCCUCCCGGUUGCGUCGGCCAUGUGUGUCCUCAAAACCGGCUUUUUAUUUGUUGCUUCGGAAUUCGGCAAUCAUUCGCUCUACCAAAUAGCACACUUGGGAGAUGAUGAUGAUGAACCCGAGUUUUCUUCUGCUAUGCCCUUGGAGGAGGGUGACACGUUUUAUUUCGCUCCGAGAGCGCUGAAAAACUUGAUUGAGGUGGACGUCCUGGAAAACUUAUCUCCAAUAAUGCACUAUCACAUUGCCGAUUUCGCUAACGAGGACACUCCACAACUGGCUGUGCUUUGUGGACGUGGGCCUGGUUCAACUUUCCGUUUGCUUCGUCACGGCCUGGAAGUUUCGGAAAUGGCCAAAUCUGAUCUUCCCGGAAAUCCCAACGCCGUGUGGACGGUGAAACGAAACUCCGAGGAGGAAUACGACGCUUACAUCAUUGUUUCGUUCGUUAAUGCCACUCUGGUGCUGUCCAUCGGCGAAACUGUCGAAGAAGUUACUGACUCCGGAUUCCUGGGUACCACACCAACACUUACUUGCUCGCAGUUGGGUGACGAUGCUCUGGUUCAAGUCUAUCCUGAAGGGAUUCGACACAUUCGUGCUGACAAGCGUGUCAACGUUUGGCGUGCACCUGGCAAAAAGAUGAUUGUUAGAUGUGCAGUCAAUCGGCGUCAGGUUGUAAUUGCUCUUACGGGUGGUGAACUCGUGUAUUUUGAAAUGGAUAUGACAGGGCAGCUCAACGAGUAUACCGAACGCAAGGAAAUGCCUGCGGAUGUCAUAUGUAUGGCCCUUGGGCGUAUUCCGACCAGCGAACAACGUUCUCGCUUUCUUGCAGUUGGAUUGGCAGACAACACAGUGCGGAUACUCUCACUCGAUCCCUCAGAUUGCCUUGCUCCUUUAACAAUGCAAGGUCUCCCUUCCACACCCGAAUCACUGUGUAUCGUGGAAAUGGGUGUUGGAGAACCUUCUGGUCCUACGGAUGAAAAUGAAAACGAAACACUACCGGCCACAGGGAUUUUGUACUUGAAUAUCGGCCUGAUCAAUGGCGUCCUCUUACGCGUUAUCUUGGAUCCGGUGACGGGCGAGUUGUCUGAUACCCGCACACGCUACUUGGGUACUCGACCAGUCAAACUAUUUCGCAUUAUGAUGCAGGGUGGUGAGGCUGUGUUAUCAGUAUCAAGUCGGUCAUGGUUGAGUUACGCUUACCAAAAUCGUUUCCACUUGAUUCCCCUUUCUUAUGAGGCAUUGGAGUAUGCUUCUGGGUUUUCAUCUGAACAGUGCCCCGAGGGCAUCGUUGCAAUAUGUAAUAACUCUUUACGCAUCAUGGCUUUGGAGAAACUUGGGGCUGUUUUCAAUCAGACCAGCUAUCCUUUGCAAUAUACCCCACGAAGAAUGGUUUUUCAUCCCGAUUCCAACAUAGCAUAUAUAAUCGAAACCGACCACAACGCAUACACUGACGAAGUGAAGGAAUUACGCAAGCGACAAAUGAGUGAGAAAAUGAUUGCAUCGGCAGCUGGAGGGGCACCUGAAGAAAUUCAGUUGGCGAAGGAGUCAGCAGCAGCAUUUCUAGAAGAAAAUCUCCCAGAAAAUGUAUUUGGCGCGCCCAAAGCAGGACCCGGUAUGUGGGCUAGUUUGCUGCGUUGUCUUAACCCCCUGGAUGGUACAACAUCCCAUCUGAUUCGAUUUCCACAGAACGAGGCUGCCCACGCUCUUUCUCUAGUGCGCUUCCUCAAUCGGCCUGGCGAACUAUUUCUUGUUGUCGCUCUGGUGAAGGGUCUUAACCUCAGUCCGCGAUCCUGUUCCGGUGGAUGCUUACGCACCUAUCGCGUUUGGAACAACGGCGAUCAUCUAGAAUUCAUUCAUGAAACUCUCGUGGAUGACUUUCCUGCUGCUGUAUGCGCAUUUCAGGGUCGACUCCUGGUCGGCGUAGGGAAACGUCUCCGUAUAUACGACAUGGGAAGAAAGAAGCUGUUAAAGAAAUGUGAAAAUAAACAUAUCCCAAAUUUGAUUACAGGGAUAUAUGCAAUCGGAAGCCGCAUCAUCGUGACUGAUGUUCAAGAGAGCGCUUUUUGGCUGCGCUAUCGUCCUCGGUCAGAGAACCAGUUGGUCAUAUUUGCCGAUGACGCAAAUCCUCGGUGGAUAACUCAUUUAGCUGUGUUAGACCCGUCGACGGUCGCAAUCUCCGACAAGUUCGGUAAUGUGAUUAUCCUUCGGCUUCCAAAUGGCGUAAUUGAUGAUAUUGAAGAAGACCCAAGUGGCAACCGUGCCCUCUGGGAUCGUGGCUUUCUUGGUGGUGCCAGCCAAAAGGCGGAAGUUCUGUGCCAUUUCUACGUUGGGGAGGUUGUUACAACUCUCCAGAGAGCCACUCUUAUACCUGGUGGUUCCGAAGGGAUUGUUUACGCAACGUUGUCUGGCGGAUUGGGCAUGCUAGUACCGUUCUCAUCACGAGACGCCUAUGACUUCUUUCAACAUCUGGAGCUGCACAUGCGGUCUGAGGGCAUGUCACUCGUUGGACGGGAACAUGUACAUUAUCGCUCUCAGCACUAUCCAUGCCGCAACGUGAUCGAUGGAGAUCUCUGCGAAAUCUUCAAUUCCUUAGACCCAGCGAAGCAAAGGUCGAUUGCUGAAGAAAUGGACAAGGUUCCGAGUGACAUAGCAAAACGCUUGGAGGACAUUCGCACACGCUUUGCAUUUUAGUUUAUUGAUCCUCUGUUCCUGUACAGUUUCCUUCUUCAUGUGUACAUAAACCUUAGUAAACGUCUUUUACGUGGUUAUGCAAUUUCACUACGGGGUCAAAUCCCGCGAAAGUACCACGAACUGAUCCAACAGGCUAAGCAGGGAGAAACAUUAAUCUGAAGAAGCCAUCACCAGUCCACAAACCGAGUAGCUGUUUGCUCUCAUGCAUUUGUUGGACUUAUAUCUGCCAAGUAAACCGACAGCGAACUAAGAUAAACAAGUCGUGUGAAUCCUCCCCCAGAAGAUCCCUGGUCGUAGCACUCCCAAAUUUCCAGAGGCUCCCUCUAUAGUGAGCAUCUACCCAAAUAUGAACCACUACAAAACCAGUAACACACGAGAAGAACACUAAUCACAGGCCUCUUAUGCAAUACAUCGCCAUGAUGUAUGUGAUAUUUUCAAUAUAGUUCCAAAUGAAAUAUACUGCCGUAUCGAGAAGCAGCCCCAAACCAGGAGGAAAAAAACCUUCAAUAGUAUUCCGAAUGAGUACAAAAAACAAUUCAAAAUAUGCCCGUUAAAGGCACACAACGACGAUCAACAAACCACAGCGCAACCCAAAGAUUUGAAAACAUCAGCUGUUCUGAUGUACUCGCAUUAACACGUCCGACAGGCUGCGCAGCAAGGAUU